AUGAAGUACCUGUCGCUCCCGACGUUUGACGUCGUGACGAGCGCGCUGAAUUUCGACACGCCCGACUGCCACGUCACGGGAAGCUGCGACCUCUACACGACCAAGGCUGCGGGGUCAGACAAGAAGCUGUACAAGAACAUCCAGCAAUCACUCGAAUCGCAACAUGCCGCGCUUCUCAAGUUCGGCGCGUCUCUCUCGCCGCCCCAACGGAGCUCGAUGGCGGCAAGCCUCAACCUGAGCCGCUCCUCGCCGUUCGGGUCGCUGGACGAAGUGUCGAACCGGCGCACGUUUGCCUACCUGAUUGCGACGCUCAACGCAUCGCACCCGGACUACGACUUCUCGCACGUGCUGCGGCCGGCCGACUUCCGGCGCGAACGCGUGCUGCGCAAGGUCAUGGCGCACAUUGACAGCACGCUCUCGAGCGUGCGGCCCAACGCAACUCUUCUCGACACGGCAGUCCCGUCUCGCGGCAGCGGCAGCUCCCCCGCAAGCUUUAACACGGGCGUCUCGAACAUGGCGCCCCCCUGGGGCCCCCAGAUGUGGUCCAUGAUUGACAAGGAGAUGAGUCUCAAGGAUUGUACGAUUUUUUCGUACCAACCUGCUGAUGAUCCGUUUGAUGAGGAGGAGGGCGCCAUCUGGGCGCUGCACUAUUUCUUCUUCAACAAGGCUCUCAAGCGUGUGUGUUAUCUCUAUGUCCGCGGCGUGCCCGUCAUGAGCCACAGCCCAAGGCAGCUGCCGCACUUUUCAACAAGCCUCUCGCGCAGGGGCCGAAAUCUCUCGGGACUGGGUGACCAGGAUUUGGAGGACGAUGUGGUGGGCGCCAACAAGCGCGCGCGGUUUUGGCUGGGGGACAAGGCGGCUGCGCGGCUUACGAGUGGCAGUGAUGAUGAGAUGGAUGAUGGGUUGAUAUGGAAUCGGGAUGCUGAUGGGGAUGUGCAUUGUCAGUAUGACGAUGAUGAGGAGGAUUUUGAGCUCGAGCAGGACCAGUUUGAGUUGGAUGAGGAUGAGGAUGAGGAAGAAGAUGAGGAGGAGGAAGAUGACAAGCAGCGGCGGAGAGAGAGUUCUGUGCGCGGGGUCAGUGAGGAUAUUGCUUCUAGGAUGGAGAUUGAUGUUUGA
Molecule: messenger RNA, 1116 nt
Organism: Canariomyces notabilis
Lineage: Eukaryota; Fungi; Ascomycota; Sordariomycetes; Sordariales; Chaetomiaceae
Product: repressor of RNA polymerase III transcription MAF1
Exons: 2
Coding region: 1-1116 (371 amino acids)
Biological process (GO): negative regulation of transcription by RNA polymerase III
Cellular component (GO): nucleus
Molecular function (GO): RNA polymerase III core binding
Source: RefSeq, a predicted model, not a curated record